Messenger RNA from Symbiodinium sp. CCMP2592, 1479 nucleotides. The record is from the annotation of a GenBank genome assembly. Lineage: Eukaryota; Dinophyceae; Suessiales; Symbiodiniaceae.
AUGCAAGCAACAGUACAGACAUCACGGGAUCAUGAAUCAGCAUACGCCGCGGCUCAGAAGGUCGUCGAAGUCCAUCACGCACUCGCGGACUUUCUUGCAGCGGGACAAACGCUUGCCGAGAUCGAUCGGUUCGUUGGUGAGACCAUUCGGAGACUGGGUGGGACCUCAUGUUUCUACAAGUAUCGUCCGGGUCGGAUGCCACCCUUCCCUUCCCAAGCAUGUUUGAGUGUUAACGACUGCGUUGUCCACGGCACGGCUGGUUAUCUCACUCGUCCUAUGGAACAGGGGGAUGUCCUGAGCAUCGAUAUCGGCGUCAAGUAUCACGGCUGGUUUGGUGAUGCGGCGUGGACCUACGUGUUCGGUGAAAUGAAUGACGAGAUCAAACGGUUGACAAACUCUGGGAAGGAGUCACUCGAGGAGGGAAUCAAAGAACUCCGUCCGGGUAAUACCUACUUGGCUUGGGCGAAGCGCGUUCAGGGAAUUGUUGAAGGCGACUAUGGCUUUCAUAUGAUCCGAGGUCUGGGUGGUCAUGGGUGCGGACGCAAGCUGCACUCAUCGCCUUGGAUAUCCAAUGUCGUUCCUUCAUAUCCAGGCGAAUGGCCGGAUGCGAAUCUCGCGUGCACUCCUGGGACAAUUGUUGCUGUUGAACCGAUGAUCGGUGUUGGGACUGGGAUGAUCGAGCAGGCGGAUCGGGAUUGGCCGAUCUACACGGCGGACCACUCCAUGUCGGUGCAUUACGAGCAUGAUGUCCUCAUCACUGAGGAAGGGCCUGAGAUACUCACGGCUGGCGGUGCAUCGGUCGUGGAGAUCGGGUUUCCGUACUCGGAUCCCGUCGCGGAUGGCCCGACGAUUGCCGCGGCGAUGCAUGACGCGAUCGAGGAUGGGAUGACUCCGGACCUGAUCUUCGAGCAGGUCGCAUCGGUCCGCGAUGAUCUAGAGAUUGGUUUGGUCGCGAUGGUCUCGACGAGCAUCGUGAUUGCAUUGGGUGGUCCUGAUGCGUUCUGCAAGCGAGCGAAGGAUGCGGGGUUUGAUGGGUGUAUCUUCCCUGAUCUGGUGUUUGAGGAGUCUGGGCCGUAUGUCGAGGCGUGCAAGAGUCACGGGCUCACCAACUCGCUGCUGAUCUCGCCUUCGACAGCGAUUGAGCGUGCGGGGGAAAUCUCCAAGGCAUCGAGCGGUUUUGUCUACAUGCUCGCUCGAGCGGGGAUUACAGGCGAGCGGAGCGAGAUUCCCGACAUCGGGGAUCGCGUGCGUGAUCUUCGGAUCAAGUCCCCCACUCCCAUCGCAUGCGGUUUCGGGAUUUCUACUCCGGAGCAAGUGCGAGCCGUGACGCAGCACGCGGACGGCGCGAUCGUGGGCAGCGCUCUUGUGCGUCGAUUGAUUGACGCGAAGGCGGCUGGAAAGAACCCCGCUCAGGAGGCGGAGGCAUUCCUGAUGGAGCUGUCCACAGGAUCGUUCUCGAUGGAUGACCUAAUGGGCUGA